Oncorhynchus tshawytscha (Chinook salmon) is the source of this 10105-nucleotide messenger RNA. Its product is annotated as piezo-type mechanosensitive ion channel component 2-like. Lineage: Eukaryota; Metazoa; Chordata; Actinopteri; Salmoniformes; Salmonidae. The record is from RefSeq and is a predicted model, not a curated record. The transcript has 46 exons. The coding region runs from base 1 to 7797 and encodes 2598 amino acids.
AUGUUUGUCUAUGGAGAUCGCAUGUCUGGGUUGGUUGCAAAGUCCAAGGAGACGUCUUUUGACUACAUCUCCACCCUAGACUCAGUGGAAAAUGGACCGGUCCACCAGGACCUGUACUCCACCCCACAGUAUGAAAUGGACCAAAUCAAUAACAUGACAGAGAAGGAUGAAGGAAUGUGUGGCGUCAGUCCAACCCUGCGAGAAGAGACUUCUGGGAUGGAGGGAGCGGAGGAGGAACAGGAGGAGGAGGAGGGCAGAGUGAAUGCUGUUGUAACCGUGUUCAGGUUCAUCAUGAAGCAGAGCUAUGUCUGUGCUCUCAUAGCCAUGAUGGCGUGGAGCAUCACGUAUGUUAGCUGGCUGACGUUUGUGUUCCUGAUGUGGUCGUGCAUGUUGUGGAUGGUGAGGGACCGUCGUCGUUACACCAUGCUAACCUCUCCCUUCAUGGUGCUCUACGGGAACCUGCUCAUUGUGCUGCAGUACAUCUGGAGCUUUGAGCUGCUGGAGCCCGUACCUGGACUCUUCCUCAAGAUGGACGUGCCCUUCAGGCAGCUGGGUUCCAAGAUCCUAUGCCUGUUGAGCUUUUGGCUGUUGCUGAUACAGACUCUGACAGAGAGACAGGAGGAGCAGAGAGAAGAGGCUGUUGUACUCACUGACGUACAUGUGGAUAACCAACCCAAGAAGAAGAAGGAGGAGGAUGAGGAAGGAGGGGAGCAGGACAUCAUGCAGGUUCUGGGGAACAUGGUGAUGGAGAUGCUGGUGAAAUACUGGAUCUAUAUCUGUGGAGGGAUGUUCUUCUUCGUUAGCUUCGAGGGACGCAUGGUCAUGUAUAAGAUCAUCUACAUGAUGCUCCUCCUCUUCUGUGUGGCGCUCUAUCAGGUGCACUAUGAGUACUGGAGGAGGAUCCUGAAGUACUUCUGGAUGUCUGUGGUGGUCUACACCAUGCUGGUCCUCGUCCUGGUCUACACCUUCCAGUUUGAGACUUCUCUACCCUUCUGGUCUAACAUGACUGGCAUGAGCAAAGAGAAACUGAAGGACCUGGGGUUAGAACAGUUCUCCGUAUCGAUGCUCUUCACACGUAUCUUCAUCCCCACCUCCUUCCUCCUGGUGUGUAUCCUUCACCUUCACUACUUCCACGACCACUUCCUGCUGCUCACGGACCUGAAGGAUGUGUCCCAAAAACAGGACAGCACCAUCUACAGAUUGGUACACCAGGAUGGAAGCCUGGCUGACAUCACCAUGCUCUAUUCUGGAGAAGGAGUGAUACGGGUGGAGGACGAGAAGGAGAGAAACCUGAUGAAGGAGAAGAAUGGAGGGAUGAAGCAGAAAGGAGGACUCUGUCAGUCUAUAGACCCGUGUCGGUCAUUCAACAAGUCUUUUGAGUCCAAAUCCAGUUCAGGGCCGGGGAAGAGUGGAGACUGUAGUGUGGGAACUGAGCCAGAGUCCUCCACAGAACACACUACCUCAGACCUAAAGAAUAAGUGGCCCCUGGUGGUGGACCGUCUGACUGUGCUCUUCCUCACAUUCCUGGAAUAUUUCCACAAGCUGCAGCUCUUCAUCUGGUGGCUCCUAGAGAUGCACAUCGUCAAGAUCGUCUCCUCGUGCAUCAUACUGGUCUCUGUCAAGGAGGUGUCCUUGUUCAACUACGUGUUCCUGGCGUGCUGGGCCUUCGCUCUACCCUUCAGUCAGUUCAGACCCCUGGCAUCCAGUAUCUGUACAGUGUGGACCUGUGUUAUCAUCGUCUUUAAGAUGUCGUACCAGCUGGAAUCUAUACAACCUGCCUCUUACUCCAAGAACUGCUCCAUGCCAAUGAACUCAGUCACAGAGAAACAGAGAGAAGAGAUGAAAGACUCUCUGCUCUAUAAGGAGCCAGUAGACCCUAUUCAUCUCCUCUCCUCGUCCUCGUCCUCUCCUCUCAUUUCCUUUCCUCUCCUCAUCCAGAACAACCUGCUGAUGUUGGCCAUGCUGGCGUUUGAGGUGACCAUCUACCGUCACCAGCAGUACUACAGGCUGAGGAACAAGCUCACCGCGCCCGCCGCUCGCAUCAUCUUCCAUGACAUCACGCGUCAACACCUCGACAACGGCAUCGUCAACUGUGCCAAGUACUUCAUCAACUACUUCUUCUACAAGUUUGGGCUGGAGAUAUGCUUCCUACUGGCGGUGAAUGUGAUUGGCCAGCGUAUGGACUUCUAUGCUGUGCUGCAUGCCUUCUCUCUGAUAGCCGUGAUGUACAGACGUAGGAGGAAAUCUAUAGCUGAGAUCUGGCCUAAAUACUGUUGUUUCCUGGCCUGUCUGCUAACCUGGCAGUACUUUGUCUGCAUCGGGAUACCACCUGCAGCCUGUGAAGACUACCCAUGGAGGUUCCCUAACUCUACAAUGGACUCCAACGUCAUCAAGUGGCUUUAUUUCCCUGACUUCCACACCAACCCCAACCCAAUCUUUCUCGUCUAUGACUUCAUGCUCCUCCUCUGCGCCUCACUCCAGAAGAGUAUAUUUGAAGAGGAAAACAAGGCAGCUGUCCGUCUCAUGGCCGGAGAUAACGUGGAGAUCUCUAGAGACCUAGACGCAGCCUCUUUCAGCGUCCACAACCCUGUCCCCGACUUUAUACAUUCCAGGUCCUACCUGGACAUGCUGAAGGUCAUCACGUUUAGCUACCUGUUCUGGUUCGUCCUCACCAUCAUCUUCAUCACCGGCACCACCCGUAUCAGUAUCUUCUGUUUGGGCUAUAUAGUGGGAUGUUUCUACUUCCUGCUGUUCGGUGGGGAGCUGCUGCUCAAACCAAUCAAAAAUAUCCUCCACUACUGGGACUUCCUGAUUGCCUAUAACGUGUUUGUGAUCACUAUGAAGAACAUCCUGUCUAUCCUGGCCUGUGGUUACAUCAAUGUCCUGGUGGUCAACAACUGUUGGCUGAUCCAGCUCCUCAGUCUGGCCUGCACCAUCAAGGAGUAUAAGGUUGUCACCAACAGAGACUUCACACCUGCGGAUGGUGGUAAGAAGUGUGAUCUGCCCAGCGACGAGGCUGGGAUCAUAUGGGACAGUAUCUGUUUUGCCUUCCUGCUGUUGCAGAGACGCGUCUUCAUGAGUUACUACUUCCUACAUGUGGUGGCUGACAUCAGGGCCUCACAGAUACUGGCCUUCAGAGGGGCUGAAUUGUUCCAGGCAACUAUCGUGAAGGCAGUCAGAGCCAGACUGGAGGAAGAGAAGCAGUCUAUGGAACAGCUGAAGAGACAGAUGGACCGUAUAAAGCAGCGCCAGGAGAAGUUUAAGAGAGGGAAGAAUAUGUUGAGCCAGGAGUCAGGAGACAGAGAGAACCCCAUCCAUCUACAGGGGUCAGGAGACAGAGAGAACCCCAUCCAUCUACAGGGGUCAGGAGACAGAGAGAACCCCAUCCAUCUACAGGGGUCAGGAGACAGAGAGAACCCCAUCCAUCUACAGGAGUCUGGAGACAGAGAGAACCCCAUCCAUCUACAGGGGUCAGGAGACAGAGAGAACCCCAUCCUUCCACAGGAGUCUGGAGACAGAGAGAACCCCAUCCUUCCACAGGAGUCUGGAGACAGAGAGAACCCCAUCCUUCCACAGGAGUCUGAAGACAGAGAGAACCCCAUCCUUCCACAGGAGUCUGGAGACAGAGAGAACCCCAUCCUUCCACAGGAGUCUGGAGACAGAGAGUACCCCAUCCUUCCACAGGAGCAGCAGGUGGUGAGAAGUGGAGAUUAUUACUUGUUUGAAACCGACAGUGAAGAAGAGGAGGAAGAGAUGGAGAGAAGAGAGGGUCUACUGCCUCCCAAGAAGUCGGCGUUUCAGCAAGCUAUUGGGAAGUUCGCCUCAGCCCUUAUAGCUCUGCCCAGAUCUAUCAUUAAACUUCCAAAAGCCAUCUUUCAGUAUGUAAUCAGGGCAGCCAAGUUUGUCUACCAUGUCUGGAUAACAGACUCUAAGACAGCCAUGAAGAAACAAAGCAAAGAGAAGCACAAGUUCUGGAAGAGGGACAUCAAGAGAGACAAACACAAAAAGGACAAGAUGGAUGGUCAUGUGACUAUAGAGUUUGGAGAGACAGAGGAGGAUCAGAAGGGAGGAGAGGAGAAGAAGUCUGAUGGACCAGACAACGUCUUGAAGCGAGUGUUCAACAUCAUCCAGUUCACCUGGGUGUUGUUCCAGACCACGGUGGAGAGCUUCACCAAGUGGAUGAACAACGUGUGUAGAGAACACAUAGACAUCUCCACCGUGCUGCGCAUUGAGAGAUGCAUGCUCACUAGAGAGGUCAAAAAGGGUAAUGUCCCAUCCAGAGACAGUAUCCAUGUGUACUACCAGAAGCAGAUGCGUAUAUACAUGUCGCAGGGCUCCAGUCUGGACCAGCUCAUUGAGGAGGACAGUGUGUCGUGGUCUCACAGGGUCCGUAGAAGGAGAGGCAGCUAUCGUAUGGAGAGCCAGGACUCCAUUGCGUCUAUGGCCUCCAGGGAUAGUAUAUCCAGUGCCUACACUGAGGCCACCAUGCUGUUCUCCCGCCAAGACACGCUGGACGAGCUGGACGGAAUGCCGCCAGACAUUCCUAUUCCCAAAACCAGCGAGCGUGUCCGGCCCAAACUCUGUAAGAUUUACGGCCUGGACGCUUCCAAGUCGACUGACAGCAGCAGUAGCCAAGUGUCCAGCGAGGCGACUCAGUGCAUCACUCUCUAUUCACGGCAAGGCACCAAUGACACCAUCGAGGAGGUGGAUGACGAACAGGACCAGGGGGAGGACAGGCAGAACGAACCCUUGGGACCCUCACAUCCGGAGACAGAGGAGGCUGAGGGAAGCCCCUGGGUAGAUGGUCCAACUUCGACCUUCCUGGCCCUUCGAUCAGGGUCCCAGGACUGUACCACUGACAGUGACGAUGGAGGUCUCCGGCAAGAGUACCGGAACACAGAGGAGCGGGACCGGGCGGGUCAGCUGGACACCUCGGAUGCUCCAAACACCUCGGACACUGACGUGCCUUCCAGUUACAACAAGGCGGUGAGCUUUGACCGACUGGAGGUGAGUGAGGAUGAGAGCGACAGGGACGAUAAGAGGAUGAUGGCGAUGACCCCAGACACCAGCCGGUCAGACUAUCUGGACGAUCCCCUGCUGCCCUCUCUGACCACUGAGCUGACCGCCAGCGAACUGCUGCUCAACAAGAUGUUCCAUGAUGAGGAGCUAGAGCAGUCAGAGCGGUUCUAUGUGGGCCAGCCCCUGGUGCUCCAGUUGGUCUAUGCCCUGUAUAACAUGCUGGUGGCCCACUCUGAGAUGGUGUGUUACCUAGUCAUCAUCCUCAACAACAUGCUGUCAGCCUCCUGCGUCACCCUGGUCCUCCCCAUCCUCAUCUUCCUCUGGGCCAUGCUGUCGGUACCUAGACCCAGUAAGAGGUUCUGGAUGACCGCCAUCGUUUAUACCGAGGUCGCCAUCGUCAUCAAGUACUUCUGCCAGUUUGGCUUCUUUCCCUUCAACCAGAACCCGAAGGUGAACGGGAAUAAACCCUACCACCCUCCAAACAUCAUCGGAGUGGAGAAGAAAGAUGGAUACGUCGUCUAUGACCUCAUACAGCUUCUGGCGCUCUUCUUCCACAGGUCCAUCCUGAAGUGUCAUGGUCUCUGGGACGAAGACGACCUUAAGGACACCAAGAAGGAGAUCCUUCGCCAGGACACUGAGUCGAAGGAAGACAAGAAGGAGAGGGACGCCACUCCCGUGCCGUUCUACUCCCGCGAGAGGAAGGGGUCGACACAGACCCUCAGGUCUAUAAAUCUGGGCGUGGGCACCUCCGUGGACUCCAUGCACUACCUCCAGCAACAGCAGCAGACCUACCAGAGAAGAAAGAGCUCCAGUGGAGGGUCUCAUAUCUCCCACCAGUCAGUCCACUCUGUACGCUCCAAGAGAGGCAGCACCAACUCCAGGAACAGUAGCCGUAGAGAUUGGAGUGAGGUGUCAGUGCAGCAGAAGACCAAGAAACAGCUGAUCAUGGAGAAACUCAAAGAACAGAUGAUCAAAGCCAAGACCUUCACUAUCAAGAGGACCAUGAAGGUGUACCUGCCCAUCCGUCAGUUCUUCUACAACCUGGUCCAUCCAGAGUACAGUGCUUUGACAGAUGUCUAUGUCCUCAUGUUCCUGGCCGACACCGUCGACUUCAUCAUCAUCGUCUUCGGUUUUUCUGCUUUUGGGAAACACUCAGCGGGAGCCGACUUCACGUCGUCUCUGUCGGAGGACCAGGUUCCCGGAGCCUUCCUGGUGAUGAUUCUGAUCCAGUUUGGGACCAUGGUGGUGGAUCGGGCCCUGUACCUCAAGAAGACAGUGCUGGGGAAGGUCAUCUUCCAGGUGAUCCUGGUGUUCGGGAUCCACUUCUGGAUGUUCUUCAUCCUCCCCGGACUCUCUGAUAGGCGUUUCAAUGAGAACACAGUAGCCAAGCUGUGGUACUUUAUCAAGUGUAUCUACUUUGGGCUGUCAGCCUAUCAGAUCCGCUGUGGCUACCCCACCAGGGUCCUGGGUAACUGCCUCACCAAGAGCUACAACUACACCAACCUCUUCAUGUUUCAAGGGUUCCGUAUGAUCCCGUUCCUGUCUGAGUUGCGUGCGGUGAUGGACUGGGUCUGGACCGACACCUCUCUGUCUUUAUCCUCUUGGAUCUGUGUGGAAGAUAUCUACGCUCACAUCUUCGUCCUCAAGUGCUGGAGGGAGUCAGAGAGGAGAUACCCCCAGCCGCGGGGCCAGGCGAAGAAGCCGGUGGUGAAGUAUGGGAUGGGAGGGAUGAUCGUCAUGCUUCUGAUCUGUAUCAUCUGGUUCCCUCUACUCUUCAUGUCUCUGAUCAAGUCUGUGGUGGGGGUGGUCAACAGACCACUGGAUGUCUCCUUCUCCAUCACCCUGGCCGGGUUCCAGCCGAUCUUCACUAUGAGUGCUCAGCAGAACCAGCUCAGAGAAGUCUCCAAACAUGACAUCCAUGGCACCUUCAUGAGCUCAUACCAGUCCUAUCCUGAAGCGAUGAGGUGGUUGGAGUAUUACAUGCCAGAGGAUCUGACCAUAGCUGAGUUGGAGGGAAGCUCUAACAGUCUGUGGACAAUCAGUCCUCCCAGUAGAACUAACAUCAUGGAGAUGCUCAGCUCCAAGGAGCAGUUCCCCAUCACUGUAGCUUGGUCUAUCCAACGGAACCUGACUCUGGGAGCGAAGGCUGAGUUUGCGACUGGGAAGAAAGUGACAUUUCUGGAUGAUGCAACCAAACUGGAGCUGAGCCUACUGCUCAACGGGACCAGACGAGACAGAGUGGUGAUAAAGCACGUCUUCCCGCGGUACCUCCGAGCCCCUAGUGACUCCGAGGCCAAGCCAAUAGAACAACUGUAUAAAGAGAAGGUGUACAUGAGCAUCACUUUGGCGUUGGAACGUUCCCAUAACGACUCAGCAGAGGUCCAGGAGUGGUGGAUCGUGAACCAGACAGAUCCGGGACAGAUCAGCGUUCGUAGGCCCAAGCACCUGUACGACGCUGGGCUGGAGCUCUAUGUCUUCAGUGACCAGGUCAGCCCUCCUAGUCUGGGUUUCCUGGCUGGAUACGGGAUCAUGGGUCUGUACGCCUCCGUGGUGCUAGUCAUCGGUAAGUUUGUCCGCGAGUUCUUCAGCGGUGUCUCCCACACCAUCAUGUUCGAGGAGCUGCCCAACGUGGACCGCAUCCUGAAGCUCUGCACCGACAUCUUCCUGGUCCGAGAGACGGGAGAGCUGGACCUGGAGGAAGACAUGUACGCUAAACUCAUCUUCCUCUAUCGCUCGCCUGAGACUAUUAUCAAAUGGACCAGGGACAAGACUCAGUGAGCCUGGUUGUAUAGGGUAGUUAUCCAUUAACGUGGAUAGAAGUUUAAUAGUGUUUCUCAACCACUGACUAGUCCGUGAAUACUUGACCAGUCUCUGGGACGUUGAUGUUACUGACUGACCUGAGAAAUAUUCUUAAGUGUUAUUGAUUUUUAUGUAAGAAAGGAAGGAAGGACCAAAGCUUGGUCCCUGUUGAGAAAACGGUUGAGAAGACGGUUGAGAAACACUGCCUUAGAACACAAUUGCUAAAAUAACAUGACCGAGGCGUCAGGAAACAAUGAAAAUUAGGACAAAGAACGGGGGUCUUCACUGAGAGGACAUAUGGGUGAGGUUAAAUAUUAUCUACAAAGCUCUGGUGGUAUGAGCUUCAAAUACUGGCCUGACUAUUCUACUUUAGACCAAUGAUGUGUCAAAUACUACAAAGUAACCCCCUGUCCCCUGUAUCGUCCCUCGUUGUCUUUUCCCCACAGCAGUGUGGAUGAUACAGGUCAGUGUUUUAAAAAGGGCUUCCCACCAAUGGAUGAUAACCAUGAAAAUGACCUUACACAGGAUUGGUCAGUUUAAAUUUCCAACCUUUUCCUGAUUGGAGCUCCUGGUUCAUGUGAUUGUGCAAUAUUAUAGAGUUCUUCGUCAUGUCCCCCGAGACGACCAUUUUGAAGGAUGUUUUCAUUGCUACAUACGAGAUGGCCAUUUUGAAAGAUGUCAUUGCUACAUACGAGACGGCCAUUUUGAAAGAUGUUGUCAUUGAUACAUACAAGACGGCCAUUUUGAAGGAUGUUGUCAUUGCUACAUACGAGACGGCCAUUUUGAAGGAUGUUGUCAUUGCUACAUACGAGACGGCCAUUUUGAAGGAUGUUGUCAUUGCUACAUAUGAGACGGCCAUUUUGAAGGAUGUUACGAGACGACCAAGAUUGCAGGCGACUACGCCAUCUUGUUAAUGUCUAAAACAGAGAGCUACUUCUAAAGACGCUAAUGACAAUCUAUACUUGCCUUAUUUAGUUUGUUUGUAUGAGAAACUAAACCUGUGUUAAUGAUUUCUCAGGAAAGGACAAGAGUUGUUGUUUCAUCAAGAAAGGUUUCACUUUUACUCAAUGUAAUGUUUAGAGUAUAGAUACUUUAAUAUGUUGUUUUGGUAGCUAAUUAACGGUUGAAUUGAUUUACCUACUUAAAGAUCAUAAAAAGAUGAGAAUAAUAUAAAAUAAUAUAAUAUAAAAACAAAACUGUGAUAGAUUCAAGAUUGAUGUUGUUCUAUUUCCUGUUGGGAGGGGGGAGACCACUCCAGACUGUCUGUAAGUAAUUGAGAAGAAGAACAUGUUCUUUAUCCAAAUUGAAACCCUCCAGUAUGUUUUUAUCAAGGCCCAUAUAAGGAUCUGGUCAAAAGUAGUUCACUGAAUAUUAACACAUCUUUUGACCAAUGGGUACAAUGAUAUGUUAAUUGUGUAGAUAGUCAGAUCUUCUCCUGAUUGAGUACUGGCACCUCUUAUAGAAUAUUGUCUUCAAAGUAUUGCAGAGUACCGGCACCUAUAUAUAAAGAGUACCGGGCACCUAAACAUGAGUACUUACAUGUAUUGCAAUCAACUUCAAUGGCUGAAUACAGGCUCUGUUCAGGAUACAGCUGCUAUUAAAUCAUGUUAUUAUACUGUUCUCUCUGGCUCCAAGGAGACAUUUAGAGAGGCUUCUCCUCAGACACCACACCCACACACAGUUGAUCUUCUACAGUUUGACUCAAGCACGAAGUAGUGGGUGUAUUUUGAAUCAAGAGUAUAUUCUGUAUCAUGAAGCUACUGAACUGUCUGGAGCGUUCUCGUGGACACUGUUGCUGGACUCAUCCAUUGUUCAACUUCGUCCACCGAUUUGUAGAACUCUCAUCUCAUGUACAGAAUGACAUCCGUAUGACUUCAAUAGGAAGUAGUACUUGAGUUUCAUCAACAUUCAAAAGAUAAGAAAUGGAGAAAACAGCCAUUCAUACAAAAACACAAACACACAUUGUUUUGUUUGGACCUUUGGUUCCGAGCUAUGCACCAGAGGACAUUGUUUUGUUUGGACCUUUGGUUCCGAGCUAUGCACCAGAGGACAUUGUUUUGUUUGGACCUUUGGUUCCGAGCUAUGCAUCAGAGGACAUUGUUUUGUUUGGACCUUUGGUUCUGAGCUAUGCAUCAGAGGACAUUGUUUUGUUUGGACCUUUGGUUCCGAGCUAUGCAUCAGAGGACAUUGUUUUGUUUGGACCUUUGGUUCCAAGCUAUGCAUCAGAGGACAUUGUUUUGUUUGGACCUUUGGUUCCGAGCUAUGCAUCAGAGGACAUUGUUUUGUU